Spodoptera frugiperda (fall armyworm) is the source of this 1862-nucleotide messenger RNA. RefSeq names its product prothoracicostatic peptides (gene PTSP). The coding region runs from base 150 to 1022 and encodes 290 amino acids. The record is from RefSeq and is a predicted model, not a curated record. The transcript has 7 exons. Lineage: Eukaryota; Metazoa; Arthropoda; Insecta; Lepidoptera; Noctuidae.
GGAGGAGUUGAGGUUGGCCCCGCCCCUCGCCCCCGCACGCAGCUACCAGUAUAUAAGGCUCCAACCCUCGGAAGGCCGUCAGUCACCAACGCAGCUCACAGCAAGGUGCUCGUCAAUCCAACAGCAAAACUUUACGUCGAGUUAUCACGAUGCGUUACUGCGUGGCCGCGCUGUGGCUGUCCGCACUGACCACCCUCGCGGUGGCGGCGGCCGACGACGCCCACCACGAGCCGGCGCCGGCACGGACUGACAACGAAAUAGAAUUAAGCGAAGAGGAAAAACGCGCCUGGUCCAGUCUGCACGGCGGCUGGGGCAAGCGAGGAUGGCAGGAUAUGAGCUCCGCCUGGGGCAAGCGCGCGUGGCAGGACCUCAACUCCGCGUGGGGUAAGAGGGGCUGGAACGACAUGAGCUCAGCUUGGGGCAAGCGAGCAUGGCAAGACCUCAACUCCGCCUGGGGCAAGCGCGCAUGGAGGGACAUGUCGCAGUCUCCUUGGGGCAAACGUGGCUGGCAAGACAUGAGCUCUGCCUGGGGUAAGCGAGGCUGGAAUGACAUGAGCUCAGCUUGGGGCAAGCGAGGCUGGAACGACAUGAGCUCCGCCUGGGGCAAACGUGGUUGGAAUGACAUGAGCUCCGCGUGGGGCAAGCGAGGCUGGAACGACAUGAGCUCUGCCUGGGGCAAGCGAGGACCUGAAAAGUGGGCCAACUUCCACGGAUCCUGGGGCAAGCGCACCGCGGACCCAGACUACGAAGAGAUCGACGCGGCUAUCGAACAACUGAUCCCCAUCCAACAGCUAUCGGACAGCGACCACAUGGACGCACCCGAGAAGAAGGCGUGGUCAGCACUGCACGGCGCGUGGGGCAAGCGACCUGUCAAGCAGGCCCAGUACAACAGCGGAUCGUAUUACUGGAAGCGAGAGCCGGCCUGGACUAACCUAAGAGGCAUGUGGGGCAAGCGCUCGCCGCAGGUGGACGCGGACGCGGUAGACGAUGACCACGAGAGCAGUGCGCGGGACGAGGCCUAGACUACUGGAAACUGUAUCAUAUUAUAUAACUAAAUAAAACUAAUAUUGCAUAACAACUGUCAUAUCUUAGGUACAUCUGUCUGUCUGUCCCCGUCGCGGUGUCUAGCGUGUCUUCAUGUAACAGCUUCAUAGGUCUCUGCGUGAACUAGCGCUUGUUACAAUACUUCAUCUAUUGCUGUUCCGACAUGUUCCAUUGUUACUAUUGUAUACAUCGUUUUGUUAAAUAGAUAUUGUUACUUACCGAGUGUAACAGUUUUAGUUUUGCUCUGUGGUAUCACUUGAAUAAUUCUAUUUUAUUGACUGCUUAUUUAUUUUUAUUGUAUACUUGUAUUGCCACAGAGUAUGUGUCGACGUGUAAUCCGUGUCACUUCCAACCAGUGAGACGCAUUCUCGUUGUCGGUGGAGUUCCUAUCGCUCGCUGCGUCACUACAGGCCGCGGGACAUUACUUGUAUGCGUUAGCUUUACAUUUGUUGCGUCUUCAAAUGUUACAUUUUGUUUCUGCGUUACAUAUUAGUUAGCAGUUGUCGAGUCCCGCGCUCCGCUACCAGAUAUUACUCGUACAAAAUGUAGUCGUUACUAUGUCACCUUCUAGUGUAAACGAGAUUUAUCAAAUAUAUUUACAUUAAGACAUUUAUUUUUACGACGUUUAAUAUAUUGUGUGUGGCGGGCGGCGCUGCGCCGGCUGCCGCCGCUCGUAACUCUAAGUGUCGUCACGAUAACUGUAUGUACUGCUAGUUAGUUAAUUAAUUGUAUUUUACUAGUCAAGUUGAUGUACAUUGUACUAUACGGCUCCACGAGAAGUUCGCGUUUGUCCAAUAAAAGUUUAUUCGGAAGCCGAA